Molecule: messenger RNA, 525 nt
Organism: Parnassius apollo (apollo)
Lineage: Eukaryota; Metazoa; Arthropoda; Insecta; Lepidoptera; Papilionidae
Source: the annotation of a GenBank genome assembly
AUGGGUAAAAUUAGUACCUUAUUGGCUAAAAAACUUAAUAAUUAUCUAUCAGAUUUCAUGAAAAGUUUUAAAAAAGCAUUGAAGGAUGACAUCAAAAACCUAGUUCAAGCUAAGAUGGACUCAGUCGUGCAGCAGCUAAAAGACGGCUUUAUUGUAACCACUAACUUUAUAUGUGAUGAACAGUCUUCCCUAAAGCAAGAAAUUGAAAAUAAUAGUCACAUAAUAAAACACCUAGAAUCUGAAACUCUUCGAUUUCAAAAGGAGAUUAAUGUUCUGACCAAUCGUUUAACAUCAAUCGAAAAAGUUUCCCGUAGCAAACAUUUUGAAAUUCAGUUAGUACCAGAAAGUCGAACUGAAAAUCCAAUGCUGUUAUUCCGCAACCUGUGUAAAACAGUAAAUAUUCAAAUAGACGAUGAGAACAUUCAUUCUUGCCGUAGAGUUGCCAAAUACGACAUCUCCUCCGAACGCCCUAGAAAUAUUCUUGUAACACUCAUUAACCCACGCUUAAGGGACCAAGUUUUAUAA